This is a messenger RNA of Lepus europaeus (European hare), 2359 nucleotides long. RefSeq names its product aminocarboxymuconate semialdehyde decarboxylase (gene ACMSD). The transcript is spliced from 10 exons. Gene Ontology annotation, molecular function: hydrolase activity; carboxy-lyase activity. The coding region runs from base 118 to 1128 and encodes 336 amino acids. NCBI's taxonomy places the organism in Eukaryota, Metazoa, Chordata, Mammalia, Lagomorpha, Leporidae. Gene Ontology annotation, cellular component: cytosol; cytoplasm. The record is from RefSeq and is a predicted model, not a curated record. Gene Ontology annotation, biological process: secondary metabolic process.
UGGUGCCUAAAGUAGUCAUAAGGAGACUUAGUAUAUCCAUUAACUCCACAAAUCUCACAGAGAUCCUCUAAUAGCAAAACUCCUUUCCUUAUAUGCUUCUCCUCUGAUCCUGUGGAGAUGAAAAUUGACAUCCAUAGUCAUAUUCUACCAAAAGAAUGGCCAGAUCUAAAACAGAGAUUCGGCUACGGAGGCUGGGUGCAGCUCCACCACCACAGCAAGGGAGAAGCAAAAAUGAUGAAAGAUGGGAAGGUCUUCAGAGUGGUCCAAGAGAACUGCUGGGAUCCAGAAGUGCGAAUUAGAGAAAUGGACCAAAAAGGAGUAACGGUGCAAGCUCUUUCCACAGUUCCCAUCAUGUUUAGCUACUGGGCCAAACCUCAGGACACUUUAGACUUGUGCCGGUUUUUAAAUGAUGACCUAGCUGCCACCAUUGCAAGACACCCCAGGAGGUUUGUGGGUCUGGGGACACUACCCAUGCAGGCCCCCGAGCUGGCCGUCAAGGAGAUGGAACGCUGUGUGAAGGAGCUGGGCUUCCCCGGGGUCCAGAUCGGCUCCCACAUCAAUGAGUGGGACUUGAAUGAGCAGGAGCUCUUCCCCAUCUACACAGCAGCUGAAAGGCUGAACUGCUCCUUGUUUGUGCAUCCCUGGGACAUGCAAAUGGAUGGACGGAUGGCCAAAUACUGGCUCCCUUGGCUUGUAGGAAUGCCUGCCGAGACUACCAUGGCUGUUUGCUCCAUGAUCAUGGGUGGAGUCUUUGAGAAGUUUCCUAAACUGAAAGUAUGUUUCGCCCAUGGAGGUGGUGCCUUCCCCUUCACAGUGGGGAGAAUCUCCCACGGAUUCAGCAUGCGCCCAGAUCUGUGUGCCCAGGAUAACCCAACUAACCCAAAGAAAUACCUUGGUUCCUUUUAUACGGACUCCUUGGUUCAUGAUCCUCGGUCUCUUAAGCUGUUAACAGAUGUCAUAGGCAAGGAUAAAGUAAUUUUGGGAACAGAUUACCCCUUUCCACUAGGUGAGCUGGAACCUGGGAAACUGAUAGAGUCUAUGGAAGAAUUUGAUGAAGAAACAAAGGAUAAACUCAAAGCUGGCAAUGCCUUGGCAUUCUUGGGUCUUGAGAGAAAACAAUUUGAAUGAUUGGAUUCACUAUCAAAGCAAACUUUCAAGAAGAUAUUUCAAAAAAAUAUGUGUCAUACAUACGUUACUAAAAUCCCAUUAAAACUACUUUACCCAAAAAUAGAAUAUCCCUAAAUAUCUUAAAUUAUUCAUAACAAAAAUUAUUCUCAAGUGUUUUCAUUCUAAAAAGCAGUACAUUAUUUCUUGUGCAAAUCAAAAAUUAUUUUCCCAGUGUCUCUCUAAUUUGUCUGGAAAAGACUAUUUUAAUGUCAUUAAUGAUUUAUUUAGAGUAAGAACAAUACCAGAUUCAUCUUUCAGGUCUCACAUCUGGUUCUCCAUUUUGAUCAAGGAUAUGUAAAUUGGGACAAAUAACCUGUUUUAUUCUUCAUUUUAAAAUGUUUAUUUUUAUUUAUUGUCAUCUACUUGAAAGGUAGAGUGACAGGAAGAGAGAGAGAUCUUCCUUCUUCUGAUUCACUCCAUUUUUUUGCUUUUGUUUUUUAAAUUUCUGUUUUAAACAUCAUCACUUAUAUUUAAACAUAAAUACAUAUUAUUAAAAGUGUAUUGAGGCUGGUGCCAUGGUGCAGUAGGUUAAUCCUAUGCCUGUGGCGCCAGCAUCCCAUAUGGGUGCCAGUUCUAGUCCCGGCUGCCCCUCUUCCAAUCCAGCUCUGCUGUGGCCUGGGAAAGCAGUAGAAGAUGGCCCAAGUGCUUGGGCCCCUGCACCCACAUGGUAGACAAAGAAGAAGCACCUGGCUCCUGGCUUCAGAUCAGCACAGCUCCAGCCAUUGCGGGCACUGGAGAGUGAACCAACAGAAGGAAGACCUUUCUCUCUGUCUCUCCCUCUCACUGUCUGUAACCUACCUCUCAAAUAAAUAAAUAAAAUAUUUUUUAAAAAAAGUGUAUAUGGGCUGGCACUGUGGCUUAACAGGUAAAGCUGCCACCUGCAGUAGUGGCAUCCCACAUGGGUGCUGGUUUGAGUCCCGUCUGCUCCACUUUCAAUCCAGCUCUCUGCUAUGGCCUGGGAAAGCAAAAGAAGAUGGCCCAAAUCCUUGGGCCCCUGCACCCACAUGGGAGACCAGUAAGAAGCUCCUGGAUCCUAGCUUCAUAUCAAUGCAACUCUGGCUAUCAUGGUCAUCUUGGGCGUGAACUAGCAGAUGGAAGACCUCUCUCUCUCUCUCUCUCUCUGCUUCUGCCUCUCUGUAAUUCUGUCUUUCAAAUACAUAAACAAAUCUUAAAAUAAAAUAAAAGUGUAUGA